Bombina bombina (fire-bellied toad) is the source of this 2171-nucleotide messenger RNA. Its product is annotated as transcription factor HES-7. Bases 4 to 651 code for a protein of 215 amino acids. Gene Ontology annotation, biological process: regulation of transcription by RNA polymerase II; regulation of neurogenesis; anterior/posterior pattern specification. Gene Ontology annotation, molecular function: protein dimerization activity; DNA-binding transcription factor activity, RNA polymerase II-specific; RNA polymerase II cis-regulatory region sequence-specific DNA binding. The record is from RefSeq and is a predicted model, not a curated record. NCBI's taxonomy places the organism in Eukaryota, Metazoa, Chordata, Amphibia, Anura, Bombinatoridae. Gene Ontology annotation, cellular component: nucleus. The transcript is spliced from 4 exons.
GCCAUGCCUUACCUGGAAACUGUGGAUUCUUUGCUAUCACGAAAGAUCUUAAAACCAGUGGUGGAAAAGCAGAGGCGAGAUCGGAUCAAUCGCAGCCUGGAAGAAAUGAGGAUUUUAUUGCUUAGGCUUACUGGCAAUCAGAAACUUCGAAAUCCUAAAAUGGAAAAAGCAGAAAUUUUGGAAUUGGCUGUUAUCUACAUCAGGAAUCUCACGCAAACAAAAAAGCAUGAUAAGAAUAUAUGGGUGUCUCCAGAAGAGAAAUUUUACAUCUCAGGUUUUAGAGACUGUCUCCACCGUGCAGAAGACUUCAUGGGUGAUAUCAGCCCAAAUACACGGACUCAAUUUUUGGAAAAACUACAUUCCCACCUUGAACACACAAUACGCUUCCCAAAACAGCUUAACCUUUGCAGGCAUCAGGGUCCAGAAGAAGACUUCUCAUUAUCUGCAAAUGAUCUAAAUGUAUCAAUAGACUCUCCUAAUUCCAGGGAUGAGCUCAGAUCCUGUUCACCCUCCUCACUCCAAAGCUCUUUGCUCUAUAGCUCUGACACUGGGAGCCCUCCUGGAUGGUUUGCAUCCACUCCCCAAAACAAUGAUGGGAUUCAUAGGGACCAGGACAAUACCCAGACAUCAGUAUGGAGACCCUGGCCUUAAUAUUACCUUCAUAUAAUAAUUAUCAUGCCUCUUAAAGGGACAUUAAACACUUUGAGAUAGUAAUAUAAAAUGAUAAAUCAUAUAUAUAAAAAAAUCCUCUGCAAUAUACUUUCAUUAUUUAUUUUGUCCCCUUUUCCUGUAAUUCCAUUCUGAAAUUGUGAGCUUUUUAGUUCCUGUUAGAAAUGGAAGUGCACAACACAGUUUUAUUCCACACAGUCAUUGACUGCACACUCUAGUAAACUAUUUAUAACUGUCGCUAAUUGGUCUCAACAUGGCGGCUCCCUGUGUUUUAAUGACAAUACAACUUUACACUUAUUUUGUCAAUAUUUAAACAGUUAAUGCAACUUUAAAAAAGACAUCAACGUGUUAUUCUCAGACUAAUAUUUUCUUUGAAUGCAUCAUUAUAUCUAGCAUUUAUUUAGUGUUUAAUGUCCCUUUAAUGUGUGCAUAUAUCUACCAAAUUGAAUAUUUGUUACAAUUUGUGAGUGCAAAACAUAACUGUAUAUCUUUGUAAAUAUAAUUUAUGUACAUGUUCUUAUUUAUCUAUUUACAGUAUCUGUAUAUGAGUCUGUAUGUUGUGCAUAUAUUUUAACUUAAUAAAUCUUUCAGGUGGUUUUCUAUACAUUUUGAGCUUAAAGGGAAUUUAAACCCAAAAAUUGUCUUUCAUAAUUCAGAUAUAGAAUACAAUUUUAAACAACAUUACCAUUUACUUCUAUUUUCUAAUGUGCUUUAUUCUUUAUAUAUUCUUUGUUAAAGAAAUAGCAAUGCACAUGGAUAAGCCAAUCACAUGAGGCAUCUAUGUGCAGACACAAAUCAGCAGCUACUGAGCCUAUCUAGAUAUGCUUUUCAGGAAAAGAAUAUCAAGAGAAUGAAGCAAAUUAGAUAAUAGAAGUAAAUCAGAAAGUUGUUUAAAAUGGUAUUCUCUAGCUGAAUCAUGAAAGAAAAUUUUGGGGUUUAAUGUCCCUUUAAAGGGACAGUCAACUCCAAAAUGUUUAUUGUUUAAAAAGAUAGAUAAUCCCUUUAUUACUCAUUCCCCAGGUUUGCAAAGCCAACAUGGUUACUUUAAUAUACAUGUAACCUCUAUGAUUACCUUGGAUCCAAGCCUCUUUUUGACAGUCCCCUGAUCACAUGACUAUUUAUUUAUUAUCUAUUGACUUGCAUUUUAAUCAAAUUAGUGCAGUGUCAUCCACAACCCAUGGUCGUAAGCACAAUGUUAUCUAUAUGGCCCACAUGAACUAGCAGUCUCCUGUUGUGAAUAGCUAAUAAAAAAGCAUGUGAUUAAGAGGCUGUCGGUAGUGGCUUAAAACAGCCAUACAUUUUGAGGUUUAAAUGUUAUAAAGUAUAUUAAUAUAACAAUGUUGGUUGUGCAAAGCUGGGGAAUGGAUAGUAAAGGCGUUGUCUAUCUUUUUAAACAAUAGCAAUUUUGGUGUUGACUGUCCACUUAAAGUUGUUUAUUUUGCUGUACUACAACAUCUGUGUACAUUAAAGACUUUUAUUUUUCAAUAAAUGUUUCAAUUUUU